Didymodactylos carnosus is the source of this 708-nucleotide messenger RNA. Lineage: Eukaryota; Metazoa; Rotifera; Eurotatoria; Philodinida; Philodinidae. The record is from the annotation of a GenBank genome assembly.
AUGAGUGGUAGAGAAAAUCAACAACGAAAACUAAAACGUAGAAAUAAUCAUCGAUCAACGAUAUUAUUAUCAAAUUUUACACAUGAAAAUUAUGUUAUAUUACCAUCGAAAAUAUCGUUAACGAGACACGAUUUAUUUCAAUUAGAAGAUAAAUUUCAUUUUCUAUUAAAAAAUGAACAAGCAUUAGAAAUUGGUUUAUGUUCAAAGAGACGUCGUAUCUAUGAUAAUUUAUUUGAUGAAUUAAUUCGAAUUAUAACAUUGGAAUGUACGGAACGAGGACUAGUAUUAAUACGAAUUAAAAAUGAAUAUAAACAAUUAAUGAAUGAAUAUGAAACGGUAUAUAAAAGUGGAAUGGCCUAUGCAAUGAGAUGUUAUUUGUAUAAAAUACAAAUGAAACAAGAUUUAGAACAAAAGAUAGAUAAGUUAGAAAAUGAUAUUAAACAAACGAAACGUGAAUAUCAACUAGAAAUCGAACGAGAACCAUCGAUAUAUCAAGAAACAGACGAGUCAAGAAUGUUAAAAGAAUAUUUGAUUACAAUGAGAACAACAAAUGUCAAUCUUAGACAAGAAUUAGAAACUAGACUGACAACAUUAGUAUCAACACCGAUUAAUAUCGGUGAUACUACGAAUAAUGUAAUGGAGACAGUUCUACAUCAAUAUAAAAAGAAAACAAAAAACUCUAAAUCUUUAAUUCGAACGAAUGAAUAG